Molecule: messenger RNA, 210 nt
Organism: Sclerotinia sclerotiorum 1980 UF-70
Lineage: Eukaryota; Fungi; Ascomycota; Leotiomycetes; Helotiales; Sclerotiniaceae
Exons: 2
Coding region: 1-210 (69 amino acids)
Source: RefSeq, a predicted model, not a curated record
AUGGCCGUCUCGGUAAAGACUAGUCUUCUUCAUUUUGGUUCCGUACUCAAUCAUUUAUCAGCAGAAUAUAACCGUAUCCAACCUGUCGCAGUCACGGCUAUAGCUCCAAGAAACAUCAUGAGUAAUCCUAAUGAGCGACAUCUCGCUAGUGGAAACAUUGUGAAGUGCCGUAGCGACCGUACCUUCAUUACCUUUAAUCUGAUGGCAUAA